Messenger RNA from Rhagoletis pomonella (apple maggot), 4330 nucleotides. RefSeq names its product zinc finger protein 1 (gene zfh1). Gene Ontology annotation, biological process: anatomical structure development; regulation of transcription by RNA polymerase II. The record is from RefSeq and is a predicted model, not a curated record. Lineage: Eukaryota; Metazoa; Arthropoda; Insecta; Diptera; Tephritidae. Bases 1073 to 4309 code for a protein of 1078 amino acids. The transcript has 5 exons. Gene Ontology annotation, molecular function: RNA polymerase II cis-regulatory region sequence-specific DNA binding; DNA-binding transcription factor activity, RNA polymerase II-specific.
UGCGCCGACGCUGCUGCCAACUGGCACAAUACCGUUGACGGAAAUCGGACGCCGAUUGUCGACUGCGACCGCCAGCAGUCACGCAGAAUGGCAGCAUGCCUGCGACACAGCCACACAAAAAUCAUCACAAGAAAUUGUAGUAGCGACUAGAACGUCGCGCGGUUAACAACGCGUUGUUCCCCAAAAAUAAUUGGAUUGAAAUUCAUAUGAAAGCAAAUUGUAAACUUGGAUUUCAAAAGUUCUAAAUUAAAGUGUGAAAGGAAAUGAAAAAACACAUAAAAAAUAAGGUAAAUUAUAGAGAAGAAAAAAUUAUUGAAGAGCAAAACAAACAGUGAAUAACGCAAAGUAAAUUGAAGUUAUGUACAUAGUAAAAAAAAGUUACGGAGAGAAUUUAAAAGUAAAAAUUUGCAGUUGCAAUAACUCAAAACCGCGUCCCGAACGCAAUUGAAGUAGUAGCAGUCUUCGUGCUUUUCAUAUGGCAAGAGUAUAGUGUCAGCCUAAUAACAAAAAUAAACAACCGGUUGCAUUGCCGCUGCUAAAUAACAACAACAUUUGAAAAGUGAACUCGAAUUAAUAAAAGAAAAGUAAUUGAUAACAAUUGUGGAGCGAAGUAAAAUUGUGUGAAUGCAUUUCGUACACACUGUGGUGAACUGUGCUUAUUUAGUCAACUAAAGGUGCAUAAAAAACACUGUGUACCUAGUUACUUUGUUCUUUUGACGCGCCACCAUUUUCUAACGGAAAUCAGACGUCGUCGGUUAAUUUGUAUCUACGCCAACUUUUUCGAAAUAGAAAACUUUAAAAAUUAAAAAAAAAACACCCACACACACAUAUGUAAAUACUUAAUAAACACUUCCGCUCUUGCAAUGGCGCCCACACGCAGUUAUAACUCUUAAAAAAGCAGAACAAAAAAAAUUUGAAACAAAAAACAUUUCAUGUUAAAUGUAUUAGCUCGAAUCAAAAUCAAGUGAAAAUAAAUUGCCGCCGCAUUUGCCGAUUUUUGCUGAUUUUCUUUGGCAAAGAAAUCUUAAACGCAUAAACUACGCGUAGGUACUAACAAAGAUAUCUCAUUCCAAUGUUGUCUUGCCUGGUGCCGUCGUCAUCACGUUUUGGCCAAGAGGAUAAUAUUAUAAAUCAAAGUAUGCCAUCAUCACCAGCGUUUGCCGUGCAAUUUCCCUCAUUGGCAUCAAGUUUGCACCAUCCUCAUCAUCAAAACGGUUCAAAAAACAACAGUAACGUUGAGGAGGAGAACACCUCUAUGCCGGGUCCAAUUUCACCACACACAGAUUUUAUGGUAAAUUGUCCGCGAUGUCCGACACGACUAGGAUUUCAGUCUCUGCGCGAGCAUAUUGCCAGCGAACAUUCGCAUGAGAAACUUAAUAACGAAAACUUUCCAUCCAGCCUCGCCUACCAUCACCACCACCACCAUCACCAACAACAACAACAACAACAACAUAACCACCUACAGCAACAACAUCAACAAUCAUACUCACAUCAUAGUGUCGUCGAUAUUGAAGACGAUAACGAGGACAACGAGAACGUCGAAGACGAGGACGACGAUAACAGCAGUAGUAACAGCAACAGUAACGGCAGCGCUGUAAAGUUCACAAACUCACCUAAUCCAAACAAUAACAACAACAACAACGAUAGCAAUAUUAAAAACAAUAACAACAGUAGUAUUACAAGUAUUGAAUACGCAACACAUUCACCUAUUACACCAACAGUUACAAACUCUAUCAUCAGCGCCACCGCCAACAGUCCCAUCUCAGCGCACACAAACACCAGUAAGCAACAGUCGUCGUCGUUGUCAUCGAAAAUGAUUCCGAAUGUGACGCCCACCGUCUCACCAACACCAGCAAACGAUCUCGGCGCCGCCACUUCACCAUUUGCUGCAGCCGCAGCCGCAGCAGCAGCGGCGGCAGCUGCCGCUCAACAUCAAUUGCCACCUUUGCCGCCCCACCUAACGCAUCCGCAUGGCAUGCAUCCACAUUUGCCUGCUGCUGCACAACUUAUGGCCGCUAUGGCUGCCAUGCAGGCGCAACAACAACAACAACAGCAACAAAGUGAUCGAGGAAAUGGAUUGAGUAAUGGUAUUGGCGGCGGAGCUGCGACUGCGUUAACAUCGAACACAUCUGCGCGCACCACCUCACCCACCAGUCAAUUGCUGGCUUUUGCCACCAACGGACAUCAUCAUCCACAUGCGGCGACGCAUGCGCACGCGGCGGCUAAUAUUAAUGGUUGCGCUGGUAGCGGUGGUGGUAGCAUUUACGAUAUGGAUGCUGCGUGUUCAGCUUCAAGUCCGGGUUCGAUUGGAGGCAAUGAAAUGGGCGCCUAUCACUGCGUGCAAUGUACGGCGACAUUCCAGACACGCGAACAACUGGAGAAACACGAGGUGCUCCAUUCGCCCAGUGCGCAAACGCAAACGUCAAAUCAAGUGAGUACAAAAGAUCGCGCAGAGUCGCCAAAGGAGGCAGAAAACAUACAGAAUGAUUCCAUUUUAGAGGAAUCUGCCACAGCAGAGUCUGUUGAGCAAGAGACAGUGCCACCGAUCAAGUUAGAACAGAGUAGUCCUGCCACUCCAGCAGAGGAGGAACAAGCCCAACAGGCAGAAAACGAUUCUCCAGAGCCUGCGAUUAAACAAGAGUUAGACAAUACCGCCGAUAUUGAGCAAUCACGACCAAUGGAAACGUCUACGCCUACCAACAAAGUAGAGAAGGUCACGAAUGCCGAUUUGAGUAUAGCCAGCCCGCCCGAGCUACGCUGUGGACGUUGCGAUACGCAAUUUAAUCAUCAAACCGAGCUCGUGCAACACGAAAAGGUGCUCUGCGGUUACAUCAAGCAAGAGAUGCAGCAGCACUACGAAGAGCCGCAGCCAGAGCGUCAGCCACAGCCGCAAGUUGAAGAGGAACUGAAACAGCCACAGGCACUUAGACCACCACAGCAUAGUUCGGAUGACGCUGCCGAACAGUCAGGCACAUCAAUCACUUCUCUAUUGCAUUCCAGCGACGCCGAGGACUAUCAGGAUGAACGCGAUUCUUCUUCCCGCAAUGAUUGUAACAGCGAAAGUAGCGAGCGUAAGGUACGUGUACGCACUGCCAUCACUGAAGAACAACAACAGCAGCUGAAGCAACACUACGCCAUCAAUGCGCGCCCCAGCCGCGAAGAGUUCCGCAUAAUAGCCGCGCGUCUGCAGCUGGAUGCGCGCGUCGUACAAGUCUGGUUUCAGAACAAUCGUUCACGUGAGCGUAAGCUGCAAAGCUAUCAGCAAGCUAAUGGCAAAUUACCUUUCCCUUUGCCUGCAGCUGAUGCGGCUGUUGCAGCGCUGGAGCGCGCUUCAGUGCCAGUCAGCGGCCGCACCGGCGAAGAACAGCCAUUGGAUUUGUCGCUGAAGCGCGAUUGGCCCAUUUCGGCGAAGCGCAAUGGUGUGCAACAACAACAUUCACCGCUAUACGGCAUUGCACCAAUGCAAAACGUCAACGGCUGUGAUCUCAACGAAGCCAUUAACUUGAGUCGUAAAUUGUCUGCUUCGAUGUCGCCACCCUCUUCGCUGUCUCCAUCUUCCGCCACCUCUGUGCCUCAGUCGAUCAAACAACAGCAAGCGGCAUUCUAUUUUGGCGCACCGCAUCCAAAUCGACACUUCCAACGACAAACGCCUUCGCCCAGUGAAGCGCCAUCGCUGCCACAGCAGCAACCGCUUACAACGCGCAACGGUAACAACAACAACAAUAACGGUUUCUCAGCCUCGCUCGCCGGUCAUCUGCCACCAUAUAUGCUGCCUACCGGCGCCCAGCGCAACCUAAUGCCAAUGGAGGCUAUUUUUCGCAUGACACCCGGCGAGUAUGCGUGCAAUCCGCUGAUCAACAGUAUUAAAUUCCCCGACUAUCGCGGCACCAGCCUUAGCCCAGGUGGUUCAGAGAAGCGCUCUUGGCGCGAUGAUGAUUCGCGCAUCUCACACGACGACGACUACAUUUCCAGCGGCUUGUUGCCGAAACCGAAGCGACCCAAAGCAGAAACGCACGGACAUGCCGGUGACCCGGACUUGCCCUUUGUGUGUGAUCAGUGCGACAAAGCGUUCGCCAAACAAAGCUCGCUGGCGAGACACAAGUACGAGCAUUCCGGUCAACGCCCCUACCAGUGCAUGGAGUGUCCGAAGGCUUUCAAGCAUAAACAUCAUCUGACAGAACAUAAGCGGCUGCAUAGUGGCGAAAAGCCAUUUCAAUGCACCAAGUGCCUCAAACGAUUCUCCCAUUCCGGUUCCUAUAGUCAGCAUAUGAAUCACCGUUAUUCGUAUUGCAAACCCUACAGGGAAUAGGUAAACGACAAUUCAGCGCAU